GAGGCAAUUCUGCUCCCUGACUCUGUCCUGCCAGAUUUGUAACUGCCGAGCCCAAGCACAGCUGAGAGUCUAAUGGAGAGAGGUGUAUCUGAGCCCUCUGUCGUAUGGCAAUGUCGUGGCAAACUGUCACCCUCACACUCCUUCUGCUCUUCAAGGGACAUCAAGGCCGAGGAUGCUCUUCUGGUGAUCGUGUGGUCAGCCUCUCUGGACAGCCUGUCUUGCUACGGCUCCCCAACACUCAGACGAACCCACAGACAGUUGAAUGGAAGACGAAGCUGCCCUUACACAAUGACACUAAGCUGAUACUGCGUUUGAAGCGUGCUCCCAGUGUGGUCUCUCCACCUUCCUUACCCUAUUUGAACAGUACACUUGAGUUUAAGAGGGAGAACUGGAGUCUUCUCAUCAUGGCAGCAAAGCCAGAGUACAGUGGUCUCUACAAAGUGGAGAUAACCGAUGAGAAUGGGACAGUUUUUUGUAUCCAGUUCGAGGUCCUCAUAGUUGAUCAUGUAGAGAAGCCCCACCUGCAUGUAGAGAGAAAGGUCAUAGAUGAAGGAAAAUGUCAAGCUUUUCUGUCCUGCUUGGCCUCCAGGAAUGACCAUGUGAGCUAUGCUUGGUACAGAGACAGCAAUUUGAUCCUGACAUCGGGGAACCUUUCCCAGCUGGUGGUGCAGAUUGAUGCUAAUGAGCAGAACACGUAUACCUGCAAUGUCAGCAAUGCUGCCAGCUGGGCAACUGAAAGUCUCAGGCUCACGCAGGGCUGUCUGGAAUCCAGGUUUUGGCCCUUGUGGGUGGUCAUUGCGAUUGUAGUCAUGCUGAUUCUCAGCGCUCUCACUUGCUUCUGUGUGUGGAAGAGGAAGAGGAAGAGAAAGCAGUCACAGCCCAGCCCUUCAGAACAUCUGACAGUGUACGAAGACAUCAAGGAAGUCAGGAGGAAUCAAUAUUCUGCUUUUACAUCACAACCCUCACAAGAAACUGAUCUUACUUUAUAUUCAGUAAUACGAGGUUCCCAGAAGACUAAAUGCAAGAAGAGGAACCAAGAUCCUUCCCCCAUUUGCACCAUCUACGAUCAGGUUGGGAGCAGACCACAUAAAGCCUGUAACCCUGCCCGGCUGAGCCGCAGAGAGCUGGAGAACUUUGAAGUUCACUACUAGCUGCUGCUGCCAUCCUCACCCCUCUUCCGUGUGAGCAUCUGCUCUGGGGAUCAGCAUGAUGGAUGGCACUGCCUGAGGGUGGCCCUGCUCUUGGUCUACAGGGGACCUUGAUGUUUAUUCACAGCUUCUACUUUGUUCUGAAAAUGAUUUUGAACAGCCACUGCAAGAGCAAGGUUGUUAAAUAAUAUCUCUCAACUUGCAGACCAAACAAGAACAGCAUGGUGGGUGGGCUGUAUUCCGAGUGCUUGGAACCUCUAACAUGUUCUGUAACUGCAGAUGCCCACGCCUUCGUUUUGAAAUCUUUUUCUUGUGUUCCCUCCUUGCUGGGCUGAGUGCAUUUCUAGGUGCUGCUCUUGCCAAAGCAAGAGCCGAGAAAAGUGGAGCUAUGGGCUGGCUGGUGGGUUCUCACAGCACAGCGUUACUCGAAUGCAAGGAGAAAACGCCCCACCCUGAUCUCAUAGAUUGAUCUGGCCAGUUGCUCACAAGAGUAGGUGGGAGGAGUGAGGGGAGGUGGUGGUACAAGCCAAUAUCUUCUUUGAAUGGGAAAAUCAUCCCGAGCCCGAGCCCACAGAGUCCUGUAAUUGGGAGGUGAAACUAGCUGUGUCUGUGGUAGCGUGUUGGACUUACAAAGUCUCACUACUGAGCCUUCCUCUCCUGGCGACUGGCCAGGUUGGCUUCCUCCUAGGGAGAAGUGAGGACAGGCCACAUUCUGAAGUAAGUACCUUUUUUUUUUUUUUUUUUUUUACCAAAGAAGAGGUUCUUUUAGAGACUACAUCCUGUUUUAGUUCUGCCACCUGGACAGAGGACUCAGACCAUUUCGUGCCAAGGAAGAGGCAAUUGGAGACCGAUUCUGUGCUGCGUCUGCUGCUCUUCAGCCCAGCCGCCCUAGCAAGGCCCUGGGGAGCAUGGCUGAGGUGACUGAGCCCUGAAAGGAAAAAAGGGGUGAUGGGGUGUUGGGAAGGGUCUACCAGAGACCCCAGCUGGUGAUACUGUUAAGAGCUCACUUCUUCAGUUGAUCCCACCCUGCACUGAACAUCUGCAUUUAAUAAAAAGAAAAAAAAAACUUUGGUAUUAUACAAAGGCUCUCUAAAUCCUUUGAAUUAAAUUUGUCUUCUCUAUACUCAGCAUUUUUACUCUCUGUAGCACCCAGAGGGUACUUGUGGGCCAU
Octodon degus (degu) is the source of this 2319-nucleotide messenger RNA. It is a transcript of the gene Cd244, whose product is annotated as CD244 molecule. Lineage: Eukaryota; Metazoa; Chordata; Mammalia; Rodentia; Octodontidae. The transcript has 8 exons. Bases 105 to 1151 code for a protein of 348 amino acids. Gene Ontology annotation, molecular function: MHC class I protein binding. The record is from RefSeq and is a predicted model, not a curated record. Gene Ontology annotation, biological process: natural killer cell activation involved in immune response. Gene Ontology annotation, cellular component: external side of plasma membrane.